AAUGAUAUUUGGAAAGCAUCUCCAGACCGUUGUGUUGCCAUGACGAGCGAGGAGGAGGAGGGCCCCAGCGUUGCAACAACAACGGCACCCUCGGCGACAGCAAUCUCCAGGGUAACAACAGCCGUAGCCGGGGGCGACAGCGAUGACGCCGUCACGUCCUCCUCCCCCCGCGGCCCUUCCCCGUACCCCCUCCCAUGUCCCCAGGAAACGGAGGAGAAAGAGGAGGAAAUAGAGGAGGAAGGGAUUAUUCUAGAAGAAGAAAGGAUUGAGGAGGAGGAGGAGGAGGUUGUGGAGUGUGAUGAAGAUGACGCCAGCAGUGACACCAGUGUGUUGGUAGUGCCCUACCCCGAGCUGGUACCGGUGGUUUUCUUCUGCCUCAAGCAGACGACCUGCCCUCGCAGCCUGUGCAUCCGCAUGGUCUCCAGCCCGUGGUUCGAGCGAGUCAGCAUGAUGGUGAUCCUGUUGAACUGCGUGACGCUGGGAAUGUACCAACCCUGUGAGAACAUCGACUGCUCCUCAGACCGCUGCCAGAUCCUUCAGGCCUUCGACGCAUUCAUCUACAUCUUCUUCGCGAUGGAGAUGGUUAUAAAGAUGGUCGCCCUGGGGAUCUUCGGUCGCCGCUCUUACCUCGGGGACACGUGGAAUCGCCUGGAUUUCUUCAUCGUCAUGGCAGGGAUUGUUGAAUACUCGCUGGAUCUACAGAACGUCAACUUCACGGCUAUCAGGACAGUGAGAGUACUACGACCCCUCAAAGCCAUUAACAGGGUGCCAAGUAUGCGCAUCCUGGUCAACCUGCUGCUGGACACUCUGCCCAUGCUGGGGAACGUCCUCCUGCUCUGCUUCUUCGUCUUCUUCAUCUUCGGCAUCAUCGGCGUGCAGCUGUGGGCGGGGCUUCUGAGGAACCGCUGCUACCUGAAGGAGAACUUCACGCUCACCACGGGCAUCAAUGUGCCUCGACCCUACUACAUGGCUGACGAGGAUGACGAGCGGCCCUUCAUCUGCUCCCUGCCGGUGGACAACGGCAUCAUGUCCUGCGCGGACGUGCCCGCCCGCCGAGAGGGGGGGCGGCCGUGCUGCCUGGACAAGGACGACGCCCUGUACCGCCAGUCGCUGGGCCUGAGCCCCGAGCCGCUGGCCAAUGGCAGCGUGAGUGUGGCCGGGCUGUGCGUCAACUGGAACCGGUACUACACCAGGUGUCACACGGGACACAGCAACCCCCACAAGGGAGCCAUCAACUUCGACAACAUCGCCUACGCUUGGAUCGUCAUCUUUCAGGUGAUCACUCUGGAGGGCUGGGUGGAGAUCAUGUACUACGUGAUGGACGCACACUCCUUCUACAACUUCAUCUACUUCAUCCUGCUCAUCAUCAUCGGUUCCUUCUUCAUGAUCAACCUGUGCCUGGUGGUCAUCGCCACCCAGUUCUCAGAGACCAAGCAGCGGGAGCACCAGCUGAUGCAGGAGCAGAGGGCCCGGUGCUCCUCCUCCUCCACGCUCGCCAGUGAGCCCGGGGACUGCUACGAGGCGCUCUUCCAGCUGGUCUGCCACUGCAUCCGAAAGGCCCGGAGACAGACCGUGGCGCUCAUCAACACGCUGCGGGGGAAACCUCGCGGCUUCCGGGGCGUCGGGAGAGGUAGGGGAGGAGGAGGAGGGAGGGAGAGGAAGGCCAAUGGAAGAGGAGGACGUGAGAGGAGAGCAGUGCUGCGUCACGGUCCUCCCUGUCCUCACCGUAACAAACCUGACCACGCCCCCCCCGGUCCCCCCAUGGCCCUCGCCGCGGCCUCGGCCUCUGACGGCUGCCAUCGCUGCGCCGCGGCCCUGGCGCUCACCGACGGCGUGGGACCCGUUCGCAGUGCGACCAGCGGCGAGUCAGAGGAGGGCGCUGUGGAGGAGACGGACAGGGAGGGGGGGCAGGCGGGCGGGAACGAGAAGGACAAGAAGGACGAGGACGGGUCGAGGGGUCGCGGCCGCUGUAACCCGAAGGAUCUGUGGUGCGACACCAGGAUGAAGCUGUGGGGCAUCGUGGAGAGCAAGUACUUCAACCGGGGCAUCAUGAUCGCCAUCCUGAUCAACACCAUCAGCAUGGGCAUCGAACACCACGAGCAGCCGGACGAGCUCACCAACGUCCUGGAGAUCUGCAACAUCGUCUUCACCAGCAUGUUCUCCCUGGAGAUGAUCCUCAAACUCACGGCCUUCGGUUCUUUCAGCUACUUGAGGAACCCCUACAAUGUGUUUGAUGGAGUCAUCGUCAUCAUAAGUGUGUGUGAGAUCGUGGGCCAGUCGGACGGCGGCCUGUCCGUGCUGCGGACCUUCAGGCUGCUGAGGGUCCUGAAGCUGGUGAGGUUCAUGCCGGCGCUGAGGAGACAGCUCGUGGUCCUGAUGAAGACCAUGGACAACGUGGCCACCUUCUGCAUGCUGCUCAUGCUCUUCAUCUUCAUCUUCAGUAUCUUGGGGAUGCACAUCUUCGGCUGUAAGUUCAGUCUUAAGACAGAGACGGGUGAUACUGUUCCAGACAGGAAGAACUUUGACUCCCUCCUUUGGGCCAUCGUCACUGUUUUCCAGAUCCUGACCCAGGAGGACUGGAAUGUGGUUUUGUAUAACGGCAUGGCAGCGACCUCGCCGCUCGCAGCUCUUUACUUCGUGGCCCUCAUGACCUUCGGGAACUACGUCCUCUUCAACCUGCUGGUGGCCAUCUUGGUUGAGGGCUUUCAGGCAGAGGGUGACGCCAAUCGUUCUUACUCGGACGACGACCGCUCGUCCUCCAACUUUGACGAGAGCGAGAGACACGACUCCAUUAAGUUGUCUGACCCGAGGAUCUGCACCUUGACGCCCAACGGCCACCUGGAGCUGGGCGCCCUCUCGGGACCCCGAGGGUCCUACUCCUCAGAGAGGCGGAGCUUCACCAUCGAGUCCAGGAAGAGCAGCGUGAUGAGCCUGGGCAAGAGCAGCCUGGAGAGACGCUCCCUCUCUCUGCGCCACGGCCGCAGUCCCAACUACCACAACUGGGGGCGCCCUUUCGCUCCGCAGUCAGCGUGGAGCCGCAGAUCCAGCUCCAACAGUCUGGGUCGGAGGAGCUACAGGUUCGGAGGAGCUCCUCUGGUCGGAGGCAGCCUCCGUCUGCACAGCACCCGCUCCCCCCACUCCUACACCUGUGCCGCCGAGCAGGAGUCGCUCCUCUCCCACCCCCCCCACUCCCACCAUCCUCCACACCCGCAUCAUCCGCCUCCCCUGUUCCUGUCCAGACACUUUUCUGCAAAGACGGAUCGCCGGGCUCUGUCCCUGGAGCUGCCUGAGCUGCUUCAGGCGGUUGGUCAGCCCCCAGGCCUGCCCCCCGUCCACCCGGACCCCGGGCGGAGGAGCGGGUCCGGGGCGGGGGGCUCCAUCACAGGAGGGUCUGGAGCCGGCUCUGGUUACGGAACGGAACACCGAGACUGUAACGGCAAGACUCCGGGUCUCCACACCCAGCUGAUGACUGAGGUCUACCCUCAAGUCAACGCUCGGAAAGACAGAACCGACCUGGAUGAGGAGAUAGACUAUAGUAUUUGUUUCCGUGUCCAGAAGAUGAUGGAGAUCUAUAAACCGGACUGGUGUGAAACCAGAGAGGAGUGGUCCGUCUACAUGUUCUCCCCCCAGAACAAGUUCAGGUCGCUCUGUCAGUCCAUCAUCGCCCAUAAGCUCUUCGACUACAUCGUCCUGGCCUUCAUCUUCCUCAACUGCAUCACGGUGGCUCUGGAGCGGCCGAGGAUCCUGCAGGGCAGCCUGGAACGACUGUUUCUCACCGUUUCCAACUACGUCUUCACCGCCAUUUUUGUCACAGAGAUGACUGUCAAGGUGGUGUCCAUGGGUCUGUACCUGGGGGAGUCGGCCUAUCUCAGGAGCAGCUGGAACAUCCUGGACGGUUUCCUGGUCUUCGUCUCUCUGAUUGACAUCGUGGUGUCCAUGGCGGGCGGCGCCAAGAUCCUCGGCGUGCUGCGCGUCCUCAGGCUGCUCAGGACACUGCGUCCUCUCAGGGUGAUCAGCCGGGCUCCAGGCCUGAAGCUGGUCGUCGAGACCCUCAUCACGUCCCUGAAGCCCAUCGGCAACAUCGUCCUCAUCUGCUGCGCCUUCUUCAUCAUCUUUGGCAUCCUCGGCGUUCAGCUCUUCAAAGGGAAGUUCUUCUACUGUGUGGGCUUCGACGUCAAGAACAUCACCAACAAAUCCGACUGUCUGGCUGCCAACUAUCGAUGGAUCCACCACAAAUACAACUUCGACAACCUCGGACAGGCUCUCAUGUCCCUGUUUGUUCUGGCCUCCAAAGACGGGUGGGUCAACAUCAUGUACCACGGCCUGGACGCGGUGGGAAUUGACCAGCAGCCGCUGACCAACAGCAAUCCCUGGAUGCUGCUCUACUUCAUCUCCUUCCUCCUGAUCGUCAGCUUCUUCGUCCUCAACAUGUUUGUGGGCGUGGUGGUGGAGAACUUCCACAAGUGUCGGCAGAACCAGGAGGUGGAGGAGGCCAAGCGCCGCGAGGAGAAACGCCAGCGCCGCAUGGAGAAGAAGAGGAGAAAGGCCCAGAAGCUGCCGUACUACGCCUCGUACGGCCGCACCCGCCUGACGAUCCACACCCUGUGCACCAGCCACUACCUGGACCUGGUCAUCACCUUCAUCAUCUGCAUCAAUGUCAUCACCAUGUCCCUGGAGCACUACAGCCAGCCGCAGUCUCUGGAGACCACGCUGAAGUACUGCAACUACUUCUUCACCUCCACCUUCGUGAUCGAGGCCACUCUGAAGCUGGUGGCCUUCGGCUUCCGACGCUUCUUCAAGGACAGAUGGAACCAGUUGGACCUGGCCAUUGUGCUGCUCUCGGUGAUGGGCAUCAUCCUGGAGGAGAUUGAGAUCAAUGCCUCCCUGCCAAUCAACCCCACCAUCAUCAGGAUCAUGAGGGUGCUCAGGAUAGCACGAGUGUUGAAGUUGUUGAAAAUGGCAACAGGGAUGAGAGCUCUGCUUGAUACGGUGGUCCAGGCUCUUCCUCAGGUGGGGAAUCUGGGUCUGCUCUUCAUGCUGCUGUUCUUCAUCUACGCUGCUCUGGGAGUGGAGCUGUUCGGAGAACUGGUGUGUAACGCCGACUACCCCUGCGAGGGAAUGAGCCGCCACGCCACCUUUGAAAACUUCGGCAUGGCCUUCCUCACUCUCUUCCAGGUUUCCACCGGGGACAACUGGAACGGCAUCAUGAAGGACACGCUGAGGGAAUGCCCCCCCGGCCGUCCGAGCAGCGACUACGGCUGCCACGCCGGCCUGCAGUUCAUCUCUCCCAUGUACUUCGUGUCCUUCGUGCUCACGGCUCAGUUCGUCCUGAUUAACGUCGUGGUGGCCGUGCUCAUGAAGCACCUGGACGACUCCAACAAGGAGGCGCAGGAGGACGCCGAGAUGGACGCCGAGAUCGAGCUGGAGCUGGCUCAGGGAGGCCUCUGCUGCAUGAUGGGAGGCCUCGGGGCCAUCGCCGGGGCAACGGGCGGCGCCGCCAGCGGGGCGAGCGGCGGCGGAGGCGUGACCGGCGCCAUCACGGCCGGGACGGCUGCAGGGCCGAGCGGUGUAGGGGUGGCACCGCUGCGAGAUGGAGGAGGAGGAGGAGGAGGAGGAGGAGGAGGAGGAGGAGGAGGAGGAGGAGGAGGAGGAGGAGGAGGAGGAGGAGGAGGAGGCUGUGCAGCUCACGAGGGACACACCCACCAUCGAGGUCGGCUCUACUCUCCGGCUCAGGAGAGCCAGUGGCUGGACAGUGUGUCUCUGCUGAUUAAGGACUCGCUGGAAGGAGACAUGAUUGACAACCUCUCCGGCUCAGUUUUCCACCACUACUGCUCCACCCCCAUCUGCAAGGACUGCAGGAGUCACCCGCAAGAGGUCCGACUGGCUGAGGUGGAGCAGGCGUCUCUCAGGUCGGAGCAGCUGUCAGACAAGUCAUCGUCUCCGGCGCUGCCCGAUGACCUCAGCCUCGACGAACACAGCGUCUACCAGCUGCUGGUCCGGGACAGACAGAUGGGCAGCAGUGACUCCCACAGUUCAGAGGAGUGCCCCCCCCAGGUGGGCUACACAGGGCUUCGUCCGUCCAGCUCAGGAAGCGAGGAGGGGACGCAGGAGUUGUUGGAGGUGGGCGUCCAACCGAGGACAAAUCCUCCUUCACUGGAGCAGCAAAGCCCGGCGCACUUCACAGGUAACAGAGACGGUGAUGGAGAAAGUUGCAGCGGAGGUGGUGGUGGGUCGUCGCCCGUCUUCCACUUACCAGCAGACUUCUUCCACCCGGCUGCCGCGGCUCACCCUGGCAGCCCUGGGAACAGUGUCGGUCCCGGAGACAGGGGGGGGGCCAUGUUGGCCUCUCCAGCCUCCUGGGCGUCCCUCCGCUCCCCCGGAGCCCACAGCAGGCCCCUGAGCUCUCAGCACCCGUCCCGCAGCGACUCGUCCCUGGCCACGGGCAGUUCGGAGGGCAGCCUGCAGACCACCCUGGAGGAGGGUCUCAGCUUCAGCGUCUCCCCGCCUCGGGACCUGGAUCUCCGCCUGCCUCUCCCCUGCCCUCCUCCGAGCCACCACUUACAUCCACAGGUACCAGACACAGGCGACCAGGGCGACCCUGUGCUAAAGAGACGCAGCACGACUCUGACCCUCAAGGCCACCAGGGGGCACCAGAGGAGCCAGAGCAGCUGCGGCGGUGGCAGCACCAGCCCCGGCUGUCCCCGGCAGGACUCCAUCGACCCGUCGGAUGAGGACGCGGGCACGGGGACAGGCGGAGACGGCUGCCGUCAGACCUGUAGCAGCGAACACUUGUCCGAGACACUGAACAGCCUCUCGCUGACGUCGCUGCUCACCACCGGCUCUCUGGCUCCCCCGCUGGUGAAGAAAUGUAACAGCACGGGCUCGCUGGACCAAACCAAUCUAUCCGCGCGGAGUAAAGACGGACGCCACGUCUACGGCAUAGAUGCCCACGGUUACUUGUCCAACCCCUGGACAGAAGGAAGGGCGAGAGGUGACGGUGAGAACAGUGACAUCACAGGCUUCAGCGAGGAAAGCAGCCGGCGCCCCUCAGACACAACCUCCAGGAGGAAUAGAUGA
Limanda limanda (common dab) is the source of this 7077-nucleotide messenger RNA. RefSeq names its product voltage-dependent T-type calcium channel subunit alpha-1I-like. NCBI's taxonomy places the organism in Eukaryota, Metazoa, Chordata, Actinopteri, Pleuronectiformes, Pleuronectidae. Gene Ontology annotation, cellular component: neuron projection; voltage-gated sodium channel complex; voltage-gated calcium channel complex. The transcript is spliced from 39 exons. Gene Ontology annotation, biological process: positive regulation of calcium ion-dependent exocytosis; membrane depolarization during action potential; calcium ion import. The record is from RefSeq and is a predicted model, not a curated record. Bases 40 to 7077 code for a protein of 2345 amino acids. Gene Ontology annotation, molecular function: low voltage-gated calcium channel activity; voltage-gated sodium channel activity.